CACACACAGAGAGAUUUAAGAACGCGAAAGCGCGUAAAGCUAUCACGGAGUUAUUAUCGAGACACUCAAGGAAGUGAUCGUCGAUCGAUGUUAAUGAAGAACGACCGCUUUCAAGAGAUAUUUUUGCGCAGAUUUAACUUCUCUUCCGCAGGCAGGAUAUACACUGGUGAAGGGAUACAGAUGCAGUUUUCCAUGAUAAAAAGAAGUAGAGAGAGAAGAAGAGAGAGGAGUUGGGUUAUUGAUUAUUGCGCGUGGAAUCAUUCAGCAUAAAUCGAAUGAAGAAAAUAUUAAUAGUAAAUUAGAUAAAAGUGAUGGCAGAAAUAGUGACAAUAAAGUGAUGGCAGAAAUAGAGUGGGGGAAAGAUUAAAGAUCGGACUAGUGCAAAUUCGUUUACAUACAAAAGGACGUGUCAGUCUUGAAUAUUAUUAACGAGAAAGAAAUCUUUUUAAUUGCUCAGUCGGAUUACUAGUCUACGGAUUCAACGGAAUCGAAUCAAUGGAUUCAAACAUGGAGAUAAUAAGAAUAACGAUUUCAACAGAUGCCUUUUUAUCAGAUUUAAAGGAAAUGCCUUCCUUAAAAAUUGGAAACCGAUUGAUCGAGCUCGAGAUAGGACCUCCCAGUCCAGAAUUGCAGGAAGUAGCCAAAAAGGAGCUCAGGGAAAGUCCUGAAGUUCAAAAAGAAGCAAUAGCACGCUUCAAGGAAUUAUUAAAAGCGGAGACGAAUCUCAAAUGCCCAUUGGACAACGAGGCCUGGCUGAUCAGAUUUUUGAGGCCAUGCAAGUAUUAUCCCGAGUCGGCGCUCAAACUCGUCAAGCAUUAUUAUAGCUUCAAGAUGAAGCACGCAAAUAUAUACGAAAAUCUCAAAGCGAGCAGAGAGAAGAACAUAUUCGAUCAAAACAUCCUGACGGUGCUGCCUAUUCGCGAUCAGCACGGCCGACGCAUGCUGAUAAUCGAGCUCGGCAAGAAGUGGAAGCAUCAGAAAUGCAGCCUGGACGAGGUCUUUAAAGGAUGCGUAUUAUAUCUGGAAACUGCCAUUCUUGAGCCGAGCACGCAGAUCGCCGGCACGAUCGUUAUUUUCGACAUGGACGGUCUCACUCUCCAGCAAGCGUGGCAGUUCACCCCGCCGUUUGCCAAAAAAAUAGUUGAUUUGAUUCAGGAUGCGGUGCCAUUGAGAAUAAAGAACUUACAUGUCAUUAACCAACCAUACGUGUUCAAUAUGGUGUUUGCUUUGUUCAAGCCAUUCCUACGGGAGAAGUUAAAGAGUAGAAUAAUCUUCCAUGGCACUGAUCGAAAAUCAUUGCAUCAAUACAUAUCGCCGAAAUGUUUGCCGGCGCAUUAUGGCGGUACCAUGGAGGUCCCUUUAAUAGAUGGACCAACAUGGUAUGAACUUCUAGUCCAGUGUGACAAGGAAUACGAAGCUAUCAAUUCGUAUGGUUAUAAAAAGAAAUAGCUCUUCGUUAAAUUUAUUAUUAUUGAAAAUAAGUAUUUGGAUUUAAACUUGGAUUUAAACUUGGGGAAACGAUUAGAGAAAUGAUAUUUUGCGAUGCAAAGUAUCAAGUUAGAAAUAAUUACGAUGAUCAUUUUUAUUCACUCGUUGAAAUCAAUGAUCCAAAUAUUGCUCACUAUGUAAUUUUAUUUAUAACAUGUUGUUGCGUGAGUCUUUUCUCACUUCUUCUGUUAAACAGUAGCCUUAAUAGAUUGCCAAUUUAAAUUUAAGCGAAAAGUUGCGAAAAAUAACAAUGCGUUGUUAUCAUGUAUUUCUUGUACUUUCUUUACAAUUUUGAUACUGCAAGAAUUACGAUUUAUUAGGUAACAGUGAUCUCAUCUGAGGUUUAUAGUCUUUUUGUCACCCCUACAAUUAUGCGUGAUAAGAUUAUUAUACAUUCCAUAGAUUUCUUACUAGUGCAUUACAUUAAUGUGGUAUAAUUGUUGGCCAUAGAUUACAUAUACAGUAAACACCAAUGAUCUUAGAAUAAAUAUUUAAUUUAUGAAAUAAAAAGAAUUUUUUAACUUGCGAGAACAGAAGAAAAUAUCAUAUUUUAAAAUAUUUUUUACGCAUAGGAGAUGUGUUAAAAAAUAUAGCAUUCUUGUGAUUUAGCGCGAGGGAGAUUUUAUUAUUUAUUUAAAACCGUAUACACAAAUUAAUGUAUUUAGAUAUAUACAAUAAUUGUGCAUUUGGUAUAUAAUUUUUUGGUGCAAAAAUAAAUUUGUAUUAAAAAAUUGUUAUCGAUUUGAUAUGUAAUAAGUUAAUUACAUUAAAUGAUUAUAUUAAAUUACAUCUAAAUGAAAAUAUACAUAUCUAUCAUUUGUUAAUCACUAAUACACGAUUUUAUAUUGAUAAAACAAUGAAAAAUAUUAUAAUUGGAUUCUUGAACAUUUAUGUAAAUAUUACAAAAAAAAAUUGUAAUUCUCAUUUACGUAAAUUUUAUAUCAUCAAUUUAAUAUUAUCUGAUAUCCUCUCUCUCUCUCUCUCUCUCCUCCUCCCCCUUCUCCUCCUCCUCCACAUUGAAAUACACGCCAACAAUCUUUGAAAAAAAAAAAAAAAAAUGUGCAUACAAGUAAUAUUUCUAAAAAAACAAAGUUUCAUACGUCGCAAUAUUUUUUAUUGAUGCCAUCAAUGUAUCAAUAUAUAAACGUAGGACCUGUUUUUAAUAGGUCAUUUACGUAACAACGGCAAAUUACAUUCGUUAUUAAUAAGAAUGAGAUGCCAAUGAUGUUAGCAAUUUAUAUAUUGCAACUUCCUGCGUAUAGUUUUUAUUAUCAUAAUUAUAAUCAUAAUCAAAAUUAUAAUGACGAUAAUAAUACAACAAUUGGAUAUA
This is a messenger RNA of Cataglyphis hispanica, 2818 nucleotides long. Its product is annotated as alpha-tocopherol transfer protein-like. NCBI's taxonomy places the organism in Eukaryota, Metazoa, Arthropoda, Insecta, Hymenoptera, Formicidae. Bases 496 to 1449 code for a protein of 317 amino acids. The transcript is spliced from 6 exons. The record is from RefSeq and is a predicted model, not a curated record. Gene Ontology annotation, molecular function: phosphatidylinositol bisphosphate binding. Gene Ontology annotation, cellular component: membrane.